Messenger RNA from Amphimedon queenslandica, 1027 nucleotides. Its product is annotated as methylmalonic aciduria and homocystinuria type C protein homolog. NCBI's taxonomy places the organism in Eukaryota, Metazoa, Porifera, Demospongiae, Haplosclerida, Niphatidae. The transcript has 3 exons. Gene Ontology annotation, biological process: cobalamin metabolic process. Gene Ontology annotation, molecular function: FAD binding; demethylase activity; cyanocobalamin reductase (cyanide-eliminating) (NADP+) activity. Gene Ontology annotation, cellular component: cytoplasm. Bases 146 to 916 code for a protein of 256 amino acids. The record is from RefSeq and is a predicted model, not a curated record.
AGAGAGGGUAUUCUAAAGGAUGUUUUAGCUGAAUUUGAUAGGGUGCUGCCCGGCAAGGGGCUUGAGGCGCAUCCAUUUAAGCUUAGCUUGUAGUAUUGUGGAUCAAGUUGUAAGGAGAGCAUUCCACACCUUUAGAGCUGCAAAAAUGCCCAAAGCAGAACUGAGCAAAAGUACCAUAGUUAUCCAGUGGUACAAUGAUAAAGUCUCGGAUUCCUUCAAGCUACCAUACAACGGAGACACGCUAGCUGUCCUCAUUAUUAGCGCACCAAAAAUGUUUGAGGAAUUACUGAAGCCUUUCAUACUAGGAGGAAAAUAUAAAAGAGAAGGAUUUAAUGCAUUAAAAGACGAGGAAAACGAAAGGAAAGAGGAAGGUGGGUCUGACCCCCUGGACCAAUGCUUUAGGGACGUAUUCAAUAAAUUACAAACUCAUUUCUCUCAAUAUAAAACAACUUUCAUUCAAGACUAUGAGCUCCAUCAUAAUCGCCGGCCGAAAAUCCUAUUACAGACUGCCGGACAUGUUUCGGGUUCUGCUUAUUAUUAUCAAAGGGGGGACGUCCCACGGGCACCUUGGGGAGAAGACAAGCCCAUAUAUGGUGUGUCUGUUCACCCACGUUACGGGGGCUGGUUUGCGUUUCGUGGCGUUCUCAUUUUUGAAGACAUUCGAGUCAAGGGAGAGGAGUUGGAGUACAAAGAUCCGAUAGAUUGCGUGAGUAAGAGAGAGAAAAGGAUCGAGCUCUUAGAAGAGUUCAAUUAUCACUGGGAGGAAUGGAGAUACAGGGACAUACUGGAUGGUGGGGACGUGGAGGAUCGAUACUCAGAAGAACAGAAAGAAUACUUUGGGACACUUCCUAAAGACAGGCACAAGCUUGUGCAGAAAUGGAGAGAGAGAGAGGGGGAGGAAGAUGUGAGAUCUUGAAGUUUAUUCAAUAUUAAUUUAUGACUCUAAAAUCUAUGAUUGUAUUUAUAAUAAUGUAAAUAAUAUUCAUGCCCUUGUUUUGGUUGAUGAAAAAUUGAUUUUUUGCAUCAA